GUCUAUCUGGUUGGGCGGGAACGACAUUCUGGUGCUCUCGCGAUAUUGGAUUUGGACGUUUUUAGUUCGUCCCCGAGGUUAGGCGAACCGACUUCGUUGUGCUUUUUGUAGAGAAAAAGCUGCAGUGAUGUCUGGGAAGGAAGAUUCGUAUAUUGUUAGAGUACGGGGUCUGCCCUGGUCAUGCACAACAGAAGAAGUUUUGAAGUUUUUUUCAGAUUGUGACGUUGUAAAUGGAGAAGAUGGAGUACACUUUACACUCUCAAAAGAGGGACGCCCAAGUGGUGAAGCUUUCAUAGAGUUGGAUAGUGCGGAAGACUUCAAGAAAGCAUUGGCAAAAGAUCGCAAAUAUAUGGGCCAUCGAUAUAUAGAGGUUUUUAAGUCAAAUAGUAGUGAGAGGGACUGGGUUGUAAAUCACAGUGGUCCAAACGAGACAGGCAAUUCUAGCGAUGGAACAGUACGUCUACGUGGACUUCCAUUUGGCUGUAGCAAAGAAGAAAUUGUUCAGUUCUUCACAGGGUUGGAAAUCCUGCCAAAUGGGAUAACAUUGCCGAUGGACUACCAGGGGAGAAGCACAGGGGAGGCCUUCGUGCAGUUUGCUUCAAAGGAGAUAGCAGAAAAGGCUCUGGGGAAACACAAGGAAAGAAUAGGGCACAGGUACAUUGAGAUCUUUAAAAGUAGCCGAAGUGAGAUAAGAGGAUACUAUGAGCCACCCAGACGGUUGCUAGGAGGAGGUGGUGGCGGUGGUGGUGUUCAGCGACCUGGACCAUAUGACAGACCAGUUGGAGCAAGAGGUGGUUACUUUGGAGCAGUUUCUGGACCUGGUCGAGGAAGCAUGUAUGACAGAAUGCGGCGUGGAGGUGGUGGCCCAGGCGGGUAUGGUGGUGGUUAUAGCAAUUUUGAUGACUUCAAUGGCUACAAUGACUAUGGCUAUGGGAACAGUGGGUUUGAUGACAGAAUGCGAGGUGGUAGAGGUAUGGGUGGCUUUGGAGAAGGAGGCUCUGGGUUUCAAGGUGGUGGACACUUUGUCCAUAUGAGAGGCUUGCCAUUUCGUGCUACCGAGCAUGACAUUGCCCAUUUCUUUUCUCCUCUAAAUCCAAUAAGAAUUCAUAUUGAAACCGGGCCAGAUGGCAGAGCAACUGGAGAAGCAGAUGUGGAAUUUGCAACACAUGAAGAUGCUGUAGCUGCCAUGUCCAAAGACAAGAAUAACAUGAAUCAUCGGUACAUUGAACUCUUCCUAAAUUCUACCGCAGGAAGUUCAGGAAUGGGUUAUGGACGAGAUGGAAUGGGUAAUCAGGGAGCAUUUGGACCAAGUAGAAUGGGAAUGUCUGGCAACUACAGUGGAAGUGGAUUUGGCGGUGGUAGCGGAUAUGGAGGUGGUGGAUACGGUGGUGGCUAUGGUGGUGGAAGCGGUGGUGGAUCCUAUGGAGGUGCUGGCUAUGGAAGUGGAGGAGGUGGUGGCACUGUCGGCUAUGGAAACCCUGAUGGCUUAGGUGGUUAUGGGCGGUCUGGCGGAAGUUCCAGUGGAUAUUACGGCGGCUCAGCAAGUGAUGGCAUGGGAGGUGGAGGAUGGCGUGGUGGAAUGUAUUAACUUGACAUAAUUUGAGAACUAUAACUGAUGGCCCUUUGUUUAUUUUAUUGUAUUUUGUUUUGUAUUCGAAUUUUUAAAUUUUGGAGAAAUGCUAGGUUGUUUUAAGAGAUCUGUGUAAUUAGUUUGUAAUUUUUUUCAUUGUGCAGCUCUUAAUAAAUUUUUAUAUUGAACUGA
Messenger RNA from Protopterus annectens (West African lungfish), 1762 nucleotides. RefSeq names its product heterogeneous nuclear ribonucleoprotein H3 (gene HNRNPH3). The transcript has 12 exons. NCBI's taxonomy places the organism in Eukaryota, Metazoa, Chordata, Ceratodontiformes, Protopteridae. The coding region runs from base 128 to 1588 and encodes 486 amino acids. Gene Ontology annotation, biological process: regulation of RNA splicing. The record is from RefSeq and is a predicted model, not a curated record. Gene Ontology annotation, molecular function: RNA binding. Gene Ontology annotation, cellular component: nucleoplasm; ribonucleoprotein complex.